UCUCACGGGUAGACCUCACCUCCCCGCCGUGACCAACGAUGCCCAGAAUACGCACAACGAGGACGAAGAAGCCCCCGGAAGGCUUCGAAGAUAUUGAGAGCAUUCUCGAUGACUACGCGAAGAAGAUGAGAGACGCCGAAAACGAGUCUCAUGAGGGCAAACGCAAGGCCGAGUCCCUCUGGCCCAUAAUGCGUAUCUCACAUACCCGGUCGCGUUACAUCUAUGAGCUCUAUUACAAGCGCGAAGCUAUCACGAAGGAGCUUUACGACUGGCUCUUGAAGGAAGGAUACGCAGAUGCAAACCUGAUAGCCAAAUGGAAAAAGACAGGUUACGAGAAGUUGUGCUGCCUCAGAUGUAUCCAGACCAAGGACAUGAACUAUCAAGGCUCUACUUGUAUCUGUCGUGUCCCGAAAGCACAGGUACGGUCGGGUACAGUUGUCGAAUGCGUACAUUGUGGAUGCCGUGGCUGCAGCUCAGACUCCUAGGCAGGGGAGGUUCAUGUCAAGGCAUUCACCAAGCAAGCAGAACAUUAUAGCUAGACGUCUGUCUUAGAGGUGUCCACCCAAGUUUUGUCAGUCAAGGUACAUCAGGAGGACCGAUGGGGAAGUGUAGUUGCAGUGUCCGCGCCCUGAGGUCCAUUGCGUCCAUUUGCAUACAGUAACGGCUUUGCUCAGAAUGUUUGUUAUUUAGAUAUUGAAACGUACUUUGUAUUCGUGCAAUCAUUGUCGAGGUGUUCUCGCGAUCAACAACCAAGAAUGGGGCAUUUGAACAUUACAAGACUGUCGACAUGGUG
Suillus paluster is the source of this 793-nucleotide messenger RNA. RefSeq names its product G10 protein. Gene Ontology annotation, biological process: mRNA splicing, via spliceosome. The coding region runs from base 39 to 485 and encodes 148 amino acids. The record is from RefSeq and is a predicted model, not a curated record. Gene Ontology annotation, cellular component: nucleus; spliceosomal complex. The transcript has 5 exons. NCBI's taxonomy places the organism in Eukaryota, Fungi, Basidiomycota, Agaricomycetes, Boletales, Suillaceae.